CGCGGGUGGGGCUAUAAGCGGUCAAAAGGGUGCCUUCGGUCGAGGUCGGGUUGGUCGUGUUAGACGAUAUAACUGCAGUAACUCGUAGCGAACGCCAUCGCAGUAGAAAUGGCGUUUCUCAUCCCUGUCCUGGUGGUCUUGGUCGUCUCGCUGUCUGUCCAGACCGACGCCCAAGAAAAUGACAUCAUUAACGUCCUCGAGGCGGUAAUGGCGUUCGACGAAGCCGUCGCGAUCUACAGCACCAUCAACGAUCCCAACCAAAAGUGCCUGAAAACAGAACGCGACAGUUUGGACUACGAGGCUAAGACCGCGAAUUUUACCUGGUACUACCAAGGCGGCGGCGACUCGCCAACGACAAAGUGCUUUUACAACUUAAUGAACGGGACCGAUCCUGCCGUAUUUUACAUAGCAUCAUGCGAUGACACCAGCAACCUGGAGGAGGCUAAGGAAUUGUACAGUGACGGUGCGACCUGCUUCGUGGGACACUUUCCACCAGUCACAGGCGACCAAUGCAUGCUGUGGGUGCACCCCGCAUCCAAGGAUGCCAUACCACCAAAAUGCGAAGAGAAGUUCGACGAAAAAUGCGGGGGAGAAAAGUACGAGCUUUACGACGAGAGCAGCUGUCAAUAGUCGCCUACUUGACGGCUCCUGCACCACCUUUUGAAUAGAAGACACCUAUAAUGCACUUUAUGAGGCAGUUACCAAUAAACGGGUCCCAGACAA
Molecule: messenger RNA, 723 nt
Organism: Rhipicephalus sanguineus (brown dog tick)
Lineage: Eukaryota; Metazoa; Arthropoda; Arachnida; Ixodida; Ixodidae
Exons: 5
Coding region: 109-630 (173 amino acids)
Biological process (GO): symbiont-mediated perturbation of host defenses
Molecular function (GO): amine binding
Source: RefSeq, a predicted model, not a curated record